Sinocyclocheilus rhinocerous is the source of this 410-nucleotide messenger RNA. RefSeq names its product von Willebrand factor A domain-containing protein 5A-like. The annotation marks the transcript as partial. The record is from RefSeq and is a predicted model, not a curated record. NCBI's taxonomy places the organism in Eukaryota, Metazoa, Chordata, Actinopteri, Cypriniformes, Cyprinidae. The transcript is spliced from 3 exons.
GGUCUCUGAUGGGCGACCCGGCGCUCAUGAUCAGUUUGUACCCAGAGUUCCCUGCGGAUGUGAUGUCAUCACUGGCGUCUCAGGGCGAGUUCAUUUUUGUGGUCGACAGAUCCGGCAGUAUGGGCUGCGAGAUGCAUCAUGGGAAAGACGCACAGAAGCGCAUUGAAAGCGCAAGAGACACGCUGCUGCUGCUGCUGAAGAGUUUGCCCAUGGGAUGCUACUUCAACAUCUACGGAUUCGGCUCUAGUUUUGAGUCCUUCUUCCCUCAGAGUGUUGUGUACAGCGAGGACACGAUGGAAGAGGCUCUGAAGAGAGUGAAGAGCAUGAACGCAGACAUGGGCGGCACAGAGAUCCUACAGCCGCUGAACCACAUCUACAGUCAGCCCUGUUACCCGGAUCACCCCCGACAG